AUGGCAACCGUCCAUAAAUGUGACGCUCCCGGUUGCGGAAAGCGCUUCUCUCGGUCUGACCAUCUCACACGCCACAAGGACAUCCACCUGCCUCGGACAAUCUACCGAUGUGCCGUGACUGAUUGUUCCAAACGAUUUGUCCGCAAGGAUGUAAGGGACAAGCAUGAACUUCGCCAUAAAAGGAAAAUCAGUAAGCGUGAUCGGGGUGAUUACAAAGGGACUCACCGAAUUGACGGAAGCGAGAGCCAUUCGGAUCCUGAAACUGUAAGAAGUUCCACUGUUACAGCCAUCAAAGAAGAUUCUCUAAGAGGAAUCGUUGCUGACCCAGUGGAUAUUCUCAAUUUUGAUAUUAGAGAUCCUCUUCUGGCUUCUUUGCCCGAUACUCGCUUGAUGCCUCCAGAUAUUGCCCAAUGGCUUUUUAGCGAUGAGGCUCUUUACUUAGAGGGGGACAAGGUCAGUCCGUAUGGCUUCAAUGCCAUCUCCAACAUUAAUACCGACCAUGUUCUUGAAGAUGCGGUUCUCGUGUCGCCAGAUUUCCCCCACCCAAACUUCCAGACUUCUGUGAGCGACACUGACUUGGCCAGAAUGUGUGACACCAUUCCAGCACUUGCCAACUUGCAAUUCGGACAGUUACAAGCUGAGAGAGCUCUUGAAAUUUACUGGGGCUACUUUCAUGUCCAGUUCCCCAUUUUGCACAGGCCUUCUUUCAAUACGUCUCAAGCAAACCCUUUUCUUCUACUCAGUAUGGUGUUGAUGGGAGCUGCGCUUUCUCCUUGCACCGACAGAGACGAAACGCCACUCAUGGGAGAUUCCGGGCUUUUGGCUGAAACUAUAGCAUAUCCGCUUCGUUGGCUCAUUAGCUCGUCUAAUGAAUUUAGAUCCCCUCCUCGCUCAUACAUACUACAGUCCUUGAUCAUUCUCGAAACCUACGAGAUUCUUCUCGCUAACAGAGAACUCCACGAGAGAGCUUACUUAAAUCAUGGAGUAAAGAUGCAACUAUUACGGAGAAGUCCACUUCUUGGAGGUGAUCCGCUGAGUAAAACCAAUGACGACAACGAAAUCACAUCAGAACCGGACGCUUGGAAACGUUGGAUCGAAGUGGAGUCGUUUAAUAGAGUCGCAUUGGUUGCUUUCUACUUGGAUACCAUCAAUGCAACUAUCUUUGGUCACCAAAUUGUUCUUUUUGCCCAUCAAAUUAAACUUCUGAUGCCCUGCGAUGACAUGUUAUGGGAAAUGGCCACUAUUGACAAGAAUAACUUGCCUCCACAAACCAGACCCCCCAAAUUUAUCUCGGCUUUAAUGAAAUUACUUCAUCUGGAAAGCUUAGAAGUAGGACCCUUAGGAAAGAAGGUCCUUCUUGCAGGCUUGCUUAGCAUCAAGUUCCAAAUGGAACUCAAAGAUCUACAAGUACAUUUUUUGAACUGGCGUUUCAUCAAGGACUCUUGGAAAGAAACUUUGUACCACGCAAUAGAUGUGUGGCAAACGAAUAUCUGUCAUGGAGACUGUUGUGACUCGAGAAAUGCGUUCUAUCUAAUUCCUAAUUAUGAAAGCUCCACCCCUGAGCCUUUCGACAUCAUGGAGCGCCGGUGCAAAUUUCCGGCGUAUCAUAUCGGUCAGACAUUUAUGGGUAUCAAGCAGUAUGACAUUAUAAUCUACGCCGGUGCAACAAAUCGUAUGAGUGUGAAAACUACUGAACGUGACUACAAAGUAGUAAAGGAGAGAAUUGAGGCAUGGGCAAACUCUCCCAAGGGUGCUGUUUCUGUCUUGCAAAGCUACAUCUUUUUGUGGGAGCUCAUGUUCGACAAGGAAAUGGAGAAAAUUUACAAUCCAAGCUUGGAUCCUGUGUUCUACCGUCCGAAUGCUGUUGCCUCUGCUUUGUUUGUUGUAUGGGCCUACAAUUACUGUCUUUUUGGUCCUGAAGUGAGAGCUUCUGAAGAGCACAAUUGGUCUGCUACCGAGAAUGGCUACAGUUAUAUGAGACGAGUAUGUGGAGCAUUAUUAAUAGAUUCUGGAGACUCAACUCUUGUCACUAAGAACAUACCCGAGUAUUGCUCGAUUCUUCCAACGAUUCCAAGAACUAACAAUCUUGUCGGCUUGAUGAUGCAGUUCCUGGAUGGCUUCAGUCAUUGCACAUCCGAAGUCUGUAGAGAAUAUGUUGGUCUUCUUGGCAAUUGUGCUGGUCGCAGUAUGGGGAGAUCAACAAGCUUAAGUUUUUCUUAA
Molecule: messenger RNA, 2220 nt
Organism: Sungouiella intermedia
Lineage: Eukaryota; Fungi; Ascomycota; Pichiomycetes; Serinales; Metschnikowiaceae
Source: the annotation of a GenBank genome assembly